UUCAGGACCAGACUUCAAAGAGAAACUGCUGAGCUUCAGUUCAUCUGCAAAUUUGACACCAUCAGCUCAGGAUUAAACAAAGACUGUGAAUGGCUUGCCAAUUACAGAACCAGUUUCUCCUCCUUUGGUUUUCACACCUCAACUGCUAGAACAGGGCCUCAUCCUCCCUGAUUGAACUACCUCAUUAUCUCUAGCUUGCCUGCAUAUAUAUACCUGCCCCUGGAAAUUUCCACUACAUGCAUCUGACGAAGUGGGUAUUCACCCACGAAAGCUCAUGCUCCAAAACGUCUGUUAGUCUAUAAGAUGCCACAGAAUUCUUUGCUGCUUUUACAGAUCCAGACUAACACGGCUACCCCUCUGAUAUUGAUUAAGGUUUACCCAUGAGUCUGUCCAUAGAAACUAUUCCGAAAGUUCUGAGCAAGUGAAAAGAUGCUUCCAUCCAACAAUGAAGCUUUAUAUUAUAUAUUGUGACAGACCCAGGCCAGUGGGGUACAGGAGUCUGGUAGAGGGCAAAUAUACUGGUCACUGGGUGAGUAGUUUUCUGUUCCCUGAGUGACCAGAGCAGGGGCUGCACUAGAGUAAUCAGGAACUUGCUAGAACCAAUUAAGGCAGACAGGCUGAUUAGAACACCUGCAGCCAAUCAAGGCAGGCUAAUCAGGGCACCUGGGUUUAAAAAGGAGCUCACUCCAGUCAGGGAGGGGGGAGCCAGAGGAGAAGAAGUGCGUGUGAGGAGCUGGGAGCAAGAAGCGCAAGGAGCUGAGAGUGAGAGGGUGUGCUGCUGGAGGACUAAGGAGCAGAAGCGUUAUCAGAUACCAGGAAGAAGGUCCUGUAGUGAGGAUAAAGAAGGUGUUUGGAGGAGGCCAUGGGGAAGUAGCCCAGGGAGUUGUAGCUGUGAUGCAGCUGUUACAGGAGGCACUAUAGACAGCUGCAAUCCACAGGGCCCUGGGCUGGAACCCGGAGUAGAGGGUGGGCCCGGGUUCCCCUUAAACCUCCCAACUUCUGAUCAGACAGAGAAGUUGACCCAGACUGUGGGAAAGACCACUGAGGUGAGCAAAUCUGCCAAAUAAGUGCAGGACCCACCAAGAUAGAGGAGGAACUUUGUCACAACUAGCGUCAAGAGUGGGAUUUGGUGUGCACAACACGGCGGAAGAAGUAGGGUGAUUUAAAAAAAAAAAAAGAGGAUUUUUUAUUUUUUCACCUCAAUGGAUUACUUAGUGCGGGCAUUGAUACAAGCUAUGGUGGCCCAGCAGGCUACCCAUGUCCAGGCAGCCGCCCAACAGGAGGCAGUGCGUCUGCAGCAAGACACUAAUCACCUGCUGAUGGACCAGGCUUCUCAAGACCGAGCUAUGUUGCGGGAACUGGUAAACCAGGUAAAGACCCUUACAGAGCUGAACCCCGGCCAUGAUCGGAUGCGACUCAUACGGGCCAGCCAUUGGCCGCAGAAAAUGAUGCGGGAGGAUGAUGUAGAGGCAUACCUUCUGGCCUUUGAGAGGACAGCCCUACGGGAGACCUGGCCUCGAGAUCAGUGGUCUGGCAUCCUUGCCCCAUUCCUCUGUGGGGAGGCUCAGAAGGCCUACUAUGAUCUGCCUGAAGAGGCUGCAGCAGACUACACCCAGCUGAAAGCAGAAAUCCUGGCCAGAUCUGGGGUAACAACUGCAGUGCGGGCUCAGCAGUGUCACGAAUGGAGGUACCAGGAAAACAAAACCCCGCGGUCCCAAUUGUAUGACCUCAUCCAUCUUGCAAGAAAGUGGUUGCGAAUGGAAUCCCGGAGUCCGGAAGAGAUACUAGAGGUUCUGGUCAUCGACCGAUACAUGAGGGGGCUACUGCCAGACCUUCGUGCUUGGGUAAGCCAAAACGAACCCUUCACCUAUGAUGAGGUUGUCUCACUAGUAGGGAGGCAAAGGACAGCGAGGGAGCUGACCCAACCAGUUAAGGAAGAGGCAGCUCGGGUUAAACUAGCAGCAUCAAGCCUUAGAGCUUGGGUGACUGGGCGACCAGGAGAUCACAGGUGGAAAAAGAGAGGGGCUGAAGGCCCACCAGAAGCCACAAAGAGUCAGAGCACGGAGGGAGAAGAGAAUCGUGAUGUUAGACUGCCCAAACCAAGAGACUGGGGAAUGCCUAAGCCCCAUACAGAUGUUAUGCCUGCGGGGAGUGGAGACAUAUAGCUGCACAGUGUCCCAAUGCUGAGGAGCCUAUGCAGUGUAACCUGGCGAACUGGGCAGAUCCAUGCUCCCUAAUCUACCUUGUGGGGGUCUCACUAACCCCACAUAUGUACACCAGACCAGUAAAGCUAAAUGGGGUAGAGAGCACAGCACUGGUUGAUUUGGGGAGUGCUAUCACACUUGUCUCGGGGAAGCUCAUGAAGUGUAGUCAGCCGCUGCGGGCUAAACAUAUGGGGAUAACAUGCGUCCAUGGGACAGUUUGUUAUUACCUCACUAUCCCAGUAAAAAUCGAGAUUCAGGGGAACGCUACUGAGGUAGCAGCAUGUGUAGUCCCUAAACUCCCAUACCCGGUGCUCGUAGGGAGGGACUUUCCAGGGUUUGGAGACUUACUCCCAGUAGGAGGACUGGAGAAAGAGGGGAACCCUGAAGUUAGUGAGGCAUCCACAGUAGGCUGUCAACCUCCAGUCUUCUCUGAAAUAUCCCCAGAUUUAUUUUCCAUUCCCAGACAAGAUAGAAAGUCGAAAAGGGAAAGGAGGGCAGCUAAGGCCUUGGGAACCCGAAUACUGACCCAAAGCCAGAGAGUCGCUCUCGUAGGUAGGCGGACCCGAGCAGCUGAAAAGGAGGCCACCCUGGAGGGAGAAACACCCGAGUCUGACCCCCACCCUAACGCUUCGGAACCAGUAGAGGCAACAGAGACUGGCCCCCUAGAUCUUGGGUAGAUUAGCCCCCGAAGAGGAAAUUUUGGACGGGACCAGGCUGAAGACCCAAGGUACAACAACAUUAGAAAGGAGGUGACUGAAAUAGAUGAGGUCCCCGUGGAAGGGAAAACCCAGGGACCAGGACC
Messenger RNA from Gopherus flavomarginatus (Mexican gopher tortoise), 3006 nucleotides. Its product is annotated as zinc finger and SCAN domain-containing protein 12-like. NCBI's taxonomy places the organism in Eukaryota, Metazoa, Chordata, Testudines, Testudinidae. The transcript is spliced from 2 exons. The record is from RefSeq and is a predicted model, not a curated record. Bases 1203 to 2165 code for a protein of 320 amino acids.